Messenger RNA from Doryrhamphus excisus (bluestripe pipefish), 2488 nucleotides. The record is from RefSeq and is a predicted model, not a curated record. Lineage: Eukaryota; Metazoa; Chordata; Actinopteri; Syngnathiformes; Syngnathidae.
UAGCAAACGUUUAUUUUGGCUAUUAAUUUGUUCCCGCUUCGUGCUACUUAGCUAUUGUUUAAGUAUAGUUGAGUCGCUUGGUUGUAACGGUUGAGUGUAGUAGCCGCUACAUUUUCUGGUUUUCUUGAUACAUUUUACCAUUCCAGUUUUGGCCAUUCAGUGAGACCACUUUUAUAAAGUCAUGGCUUACAACUCGGCAAUAGUCGGGAGUUCGGGGGGCGAAUUGUCACAAAUGUCAAAGCCUCGUUUUUAAUACAUUAACGUGCUGCGUUUGUGUGCCGACCAGCAGUGAUGUUUUGAGGCAUUUGUAGUGUGACGCUGGCUUAUUUGUCUUAUUUGGCUCCCAUCAGUAGUGACACUACAUCUUUUGAGUGUAUAAGUUCGUUCCCACUGUGAAGUACUGUACGGUAAAAUGCAGAGCACUGUCAGUACUCGGAUUUUGUACUCAAAAUAGCGCUAGGGCAGAGACUAACUUGAAAUAAUGGCGGCUGAGUAGCAGCCUGUAGCGGGAAAGUACCGAACCGAAGAAGGAGAUGGAGCAGCUGUUGGAAGAGACAAAACCUCCAGAGAUGAGCGAGACGGACGUGACUACACAAAAAGAUGAUUUAGAUACCGAGUCAAACACACCAGAACAUCCAGAGGCGAGUGGAUGUGAAGUUGCUGGGUCAGCCGUACCAUCCUUGGUCAGUGAGAGCAGGAUGGAGGAUGCUGAUGGGAACGCUUCUGAAGAUACAGACAGGGAGAGCUCCUCUUCAUCGUCAAUGUCACUUGCCCCCGUCCUUGAAGAUGACAACGAUGAUGAGCGUGUAAGCCAACCUGUCUUCAAAACCAAAGAUGAAGUUUUACUCGAGAUGGAAGAGACAAAACCUCCAGAGAUGAGCGAGACAGACGUGACUACACAAAAAGAUGAUUUAGAUACCGAGUCAAACACACCAGAACAUCCAGAGGCGAGUGGAUGUGAAGUUGCUGGGUCAGCCGUACCGUCCUUGGUCAGUGAGAGCAGGAUGGAGGAUGCUGAUGGGAACGCUUCUGAAGAUACAGACAGGGAGAGCUCCUCUUCAUCGUCAAUGUCACUUGCCCCCGUCCUUGAAGAUGACGACGAUGAUGAGCAUGUAAGCCAACCUGUCCUCAAAACCAAAGAUGAAGUUUUACUCGAGAUGGAGCAGCUGUUGGAAGAGACAAAACCUCCAGAGAUGAGCGAGACGGACGUGACUACACAAAAAGAUGAUUUAGAUACCGAGUCAAACACACCAGAACAUCCAGAGGCGAGUGGAUGUGAAGUUGCUGGGUCAGCCGUACCGUCCUUGGUCAGUGAGAGCAGGAUGGAGGAUGCUGAUGGGAACGCUUCUGAAGAUACAGACAGUGACAGCUCCUCUUCGUCGUCCUCGUCCUUGUCACCUGCCCCCGUCUUUGAAAAUGACGACGAUGAUGAGCGUAUAAGCCAACCUGUCUUCAAAACCAAAGAUGAAGUUCUACUUGAGGACCUGCCUGCAGUGGAGGAGCUGAAGGUGUCAUUACCAGAGGGCGUGACCCUAAACCCAAUAGGAACGGUAUCCAGCAUUAUAGAGCAGCUCGUAAUAAUCCAGUCUUUGAGAGACACGCCCCCUUUGACCGAUGACAGCAUCAUCUUUCGAGACGAUCGACUCGCUUUGGGCAAGGUUUUUGAAAUAUUUGGUCCCGUUUCCAGUCCCCUCUAUGUUUUGCGCUUUAACUCUCCCGAGGAUUUAAGCAACAAGGGCCUGACGCUUGGCUUGACCGUUUACUAUGCACCAGAUAUGGAAGAGUACACAGGAUACAUACUCAUACAACAACUUCAACUUUUAAAGGGCUCAGAUGCAUCAUGGAAGAAUGACCAAGAACCACCGGAAGAGGCUUUAGACUACAGUGAUGACGAGAAGGAGCAGCAAGCUAAGAGAAUGAAAAACUCCAAAAAGAAGCAGAACAAAUACACAGAAAAUUGUGCUCAGGGAACUACAAACCAUAAGCCACAUCGCCAUGGUGUAACAGGAAGACAAACGGGGACGCAUUUCAGUCACCAGCCCUUGAGCCAGAACGUCCAACCACCAUUUCCUCACUCGCAUCCACCGCCUCAGCACGCACAUUUCCCCCCCCCUCCCUACCUUUACCCGCCCCACCCUCCACCCCCGCUCGCCUUUCUUCCUUAUUCCACCCCAUCGUUCUAUAAUCCAUCUUAUCCUCCUGCUGCCUGGCAACCAAACUUUGGACCAUUCUCACCACUUCCUCCACCCACCCCUCCCCCUGAGUGACCCCCAUCACACAGGCCGUACAUUAAAAGAACUGUAUUUUUUUUCAAAUUUGUAAAAUUAGAUAUGUUCAAGUGUAGAAACGUAGUUCUUGUAAAUAAAAUGUACAAUGAGGGUGGAAUCAUUUUGAAUGCAAAUGUGUAUACGGUAUAUGUACAGUAUUGCUCAUAAUUAGAUCACUUGGAAAUGUCUUUUAUUAAAGAAAUACAUGUUUUCAUGCAGUU